AUGAAGAGUUUUCUUCCAUCUCUUGACGCAGGCUGCGUGCAGAGCCAACACAGGGAACUGGCAGCUUGCGUCAUGUGGCACACAUGCCACCCAUGGGUUAAUUGCAAGAAAACGAUUUUGUUCCAACAUUUUCCUGGGCAUUUUCUAUUGCAGGAUACGGUGGUGGUGGGAGGGCGCCAGGAGUUGAUUAUGGCAGGAAUGUGGUGCUUUUACAUCCAUGUCCCAGAUGUUUGGCUAAUAGACAGGAGUAGGGUUGCAGGAUCGUGUGUGUGUGUGCGUGCGCAUGCGUGUGCCAACAAGAAAUGGAGAGACUUAAAGAUAUCUGUCUGUGGGAUGUUAAAAGGUUAG
Messenger RNA from Podarcis lilfordi (Lilford's wall lizard), 348 nucleotides. The record is from the annotation of a GenBank genome assembly. NCBI's taxonomy places the organism in Eukaryota, Metazoa, Chordata, Lepidosauria, Squamata, Lacertidae.